GAUGCGAGCAGCGCGGAGCGAUGCACCCGGGCAACAGCAGCGGCCCCGGGGGCGGCGCGGGGCAGGCCCUGUUCAGCCCGGGCACGUACGAGCUGCUGGCGCUGCUGGUGGCCGCCAUGGGGGCGCUGGGCGCGGGCAGCAACCUGCUGGUGCUGGUGCUGUACUGGCGCUUCCCGCGGCUCCGCACGCCCACCCACCUGCUCCUGCUCAACAUCAGCCUCGGCCACCUGCUCGCCUCAGUCUGCGGCCUCAGCCUCACGCUCACCGCCUGCCUGCGCAGCCACUGGGUCUGGGACGCCGCCGGCUGCCUCUGGGACGGCUUCAGCAACAGCCUCUUCGGAAUUGUCUCAAUCAUGACCCUCACUGUUCUUGCCUAUGAGCGCUACAUUCGGGUCGUCCAUGCAAAAGUGAUUAAUUUCUCCUGGUCCUGGCGGGCCAUCACUUACAUCUGGCUCUACUCACUAGCCUGGACUGGAGCACCUCUUCUAGGCUGGAACAGAUAUACACUGGAAAUACAUGGACUAGGUUGCUCAGUGGACUGGAAGUCAAAAGAUCCCAAUGAUACUUCCUUUGUGCUCUUUUUUUUUCUUGGUUGCUUUGUGGUACCUGUUGGAAUCAUGGCGUACUGCUAUGGUCACAUUCUAUAUUCAAUACGAAUGCUUCGCUGUAUUGAAGAUUUUCAGACUGUUCAAGUGAUCAAACUCCUAAAAUAUGAAAAAAAGGUGGCGAAAAUGUGUUUUUUAAUGAUCUCCACAUUCCUUAUCUGUUGGAUGCCUUAUGCAGUCGUCUCUCUUCUAGUAGCCUAUGGCUAUAGCAACCUUGUAACGCCAACAGUGGCUGUCAUCCCAUCCUUUUUUGCCAAAUCAAGCACUGCUUACAAUCCAGUCAUCUACAUCUUCAUGAGCAGAAAGUUUCGACGAUGCCUUUUACAGCUCUUGUGCUUUCGCCUGCUAAGAUUCCAGAGGACAAUGAAAGAAAAACCAGUAACAGGGAAUGACAAGCCAAUAAGACCAAUUGUGAUGUCCCAGAAAGUUGGGGACAGGCCAAAGAAGAAAGUGACUUUUAGCUCUUCUUCUAUUAUUUUUAUUAUCACCAGUGAUGACGCCCAGCAAACAGAUGAAAGUAGCAAGCACAACAGCACAAAAGUUAACGUGAUUCAAGUAAAACCACUAUGAGGGGCUGAGUCAGACAGGUCUCAGAACUCGAAUGGAUGCUAGCCAAUGAGUCUGUUUUGGCCUGACGACUCGCCAGUGGUAGAAUGUGUGUGAAGAAGGUGCUAUGCUUAAUGCUGUGAAACAGAGAAGAAAUUUAGUGGAUGAAAUCUGUAAAGUGGUUAAAUGUGGUGACAGUAUUCAAAUCUGUACAUUUUUUUAUCUGAUUUAUCAGUGGCAAUUUUUACUCUUUUUUAAGCAUAUCAUAUAAUUAGCCAACAUUCCUAGUCACACCAAAUUAUUGAGGAAAUAAAGAGAUUAUCAGAAGCUAGCUUAGAGUCACCCACCAAAAUGCUGACUUACAAAGUUUUCAUUAAACCUAUUACAAAACUACUAAAAUACUGCCCCCUUUUCAGUACAAGGGGUCUCUUGCUAAUGCUCAUAAGGUACCUAGAGCCACUUUGAGAGAUGCUCCAAAGAAAAUAAAUUCACUGUGAGCACUGAUGAAAAGAUGACAAACUAAAGCAUCAUAAUGUUUAUACAUACAACAAACCAUUUAGUUAAAAUUAUUAAAUACCACAUAAUUAAAAAUAAAUGAAAAACUCUCUUACAUAUGUAACACGCAUACUUUCUUUAGAUGAAACAGAAGCCUUGACCACUAAUAGACCACAAGACCUGCUGUAUCACCUCUUUAAGAUUAACCGGUGUCAAUCCAAAUACUUGUGAUCUGAGUGAUAAUUUUCAUACCUAAAACUCACUUGGCAGAACUACCUUCCCCCAAAAAAGACCUCCCCCCCCCCCCAACAAACAAUAACAACAAACCUAUGUAAAGUAUCCGUGGUAUGAAAUGUCUGAUGUAUUCUACUCUACGUAUCAAUGGCGGGUAAGUGAUUAUUUUUACAGAACUAGAAUCAACACGCAUAACCUGAUAUUCUGCUCCGCUACUUUAGUUUCACUUCAGUAUAACUGCAAAUAAAUCAGUGUAAUCUCACUGCUGUGUCACUGAGUGCACACAUAGGCCCGUAGUCUAUACUAGAUGAGCAUUGUUUUAGGACAUGCCCUCCUCACUGUCUGCCAGUUAGGCACUGUGGAGCUCAAGUGUGAGUUCUGCCGCUUCUCUAUGCUGAUGGAAACAUUAGGAAAGGCAGUCAAGUUACUGUUCCAUGUGCUGCCCAGGGGAAAAACUGCACUGAGUGUAGGAGAACAACUUGGAUACCUUAGCACCGACAAGGGUUAAUUUUGCCUCCGUAAGCUCCCAAAGAAAUCAGUAUGGGCCUAAACCAAAAAGUCCACUUCCUACUGAGAGUAUUGAAUAAUCUGAACUCACUUUAAAACAACUGGUUCAGUCCACUACAUAUUUUCUUUAGAGACUAAUGAGCACCUUUGAACAGUCCUUACAUUCCAUAAGCAAAAGACUGAAGCUUUGCCUCUUGAUCUGUGAGGCUGCCAUGGAUACCUUGUACACUUACACUUUGAAAAUAUCUGCACUAAUAAUCCAUCUCUACGUGUCCUGUUUAAACUUAUACACAGAGAUCAAGCUUUGAACAUUAAGCAACAUAUUUCAUUUAGGAAGAUAUGAACACUUGCCUACAUUUUUACCAUAGGUAUAGACCUGAGUAGCUCUAUGGAUUGAAAGACAUGCCCUUAACAUAACUUAUCAGUUUCUAUGUCAAGAACUGCUUUUUCAAUCAGCAGUCACUACACCUAUGCACAUUUAAUUUUACCAAAGGGGCAAAGAAAUGUGUCAACAAAUAUAUACAAUGCCAUCCUUUUAACAGAUUGUGCACAUUUGAUAUUUAGCAUUGUAUGUACCUUGAUCCUUUUGUGAGAGAUUAAAUUUAUCUUAUUUAUAGAAUUCAUUCUUGAUCAAGUAUUUUCUCCCUUUGAGAAGGAAAAUUGUUGUAUUGCCACCUGCUGGAAAAGGUCUGUAAUAUCUUUCUAACUAACAAAACAAUAGCAUUUCAACUUGUGAAAGUAAGUGGUAAAUAUUUGGCUCUGCUGGAACUGCAGAGAAAGCUUCCAAUUUAUUUUACACAGAACUAGCAUACAUUGAACCAUCUUCAAAGAGAUGCUGUACAACAGGGGUAUCUCACUCACCCACUGACCUGAGCCACAUCUGGAUUGCAAGGCUUCUCGCAAGCCAGAUCUGGCCUGGGGUAUGGAGUGAUAGUGAAUCCAGCAGGGCAUGGGGUGGCAAUAAUGGAGGGGAUAGGGCAAAU
Messenger RNA from Alligator mississippiensis (American alligator), 3370 nucleotides. RefSeq names its product opsin 3 (gene OPN3). Bases 21 to 1175 code for a protein of 384 amino acids. The record is from RefSeq and is a predicted model, not a curated record. Lineage: Eukaryota; Metazoa; Chordata; Crocodylia; Alligatoridae. The transcript has 4 exons. Gene Ontology annotation, cellular component: photoreceptor outer segment; membrane. Gene Ontology annotation, molecular function: G protein-coupled receptor activity. Gene Ontology annotation, biological process: G protein-coupled receptor signaling pathway.